UUCUACAAAUGCACAACAGUACUCACUACCGCGUGUGAUUGUCCCUAAAGCCGCGUUUCUCAAUUACACGGUACCGUUUUUGAGAAUAUCCGACUCACUCGACCGCUUCACCUUUUAUUGGUACUCGGAAUCGGUGAAUCCAUAUAACUGAACGUGAACAAUAUAUCUAUUUUGAAGAACAAAGUUCGACAUGGUCUAGUUGAUUUUUCAGUAGUUAUUCCAGUUAAUAAUUAAUUCGACGAUGUCGCGUGAGUGGUGGCACGAGAUCCAGAGACGUGUUCACGUGUUUUGAAAAAAUUGUCUCAAGUGACAGUGUAAUGACAUGCUAUUGGUGGAAGUGUCACAAAGACGAGUCAGCAUAAUAUUAUUAUUUUGAACAGCGUUGAUUUUUGUUGCACAUUGCUUGUGCUCCAUAGACGCGUCGCGAUGUUCUGAACUCGACUGUUUUCUCCUGAACCCGGAAAACUGGCAUGUGCAACGUAGAAGUCUCGACCAGUAAGAAGAUAGCACACAUGGCACGUGCAUUGAGUGUCACUCGCUGUUCAAAAACAGUUUAAAGACCGUUUAAAAACAGUUCAAACACCGUUUAAACAAAGCCCAAACACCGUUUCAACGUAGCUCAAACACCUUUAAAACCCAAUUCAAACACCGUUCAAACCUAUUUCAAACACCGUUUUAACACAGUUCAAACACCACAGUUUCUCAACGGGGGGCGCACAUAAUCAUGACACUUGCUUCAUAGAAAUGUAGCCCUGUUCUGAACACGACAGUUGCGGGUUAUCAGAGGGCGUACACAUGCCACGUGCGACAUAGAAGUGUCACCCUGUUUUGAAUAGAACACUUGGUUAUCAGACGACGCACAGUGGCGUGCAGCCAGAUGCUGAAGUCGGUGCUCUGCAAGUCGGGCUCGUCGCUCGACCUGUCGUCGCUCGGUCGCGGCGACACUGACGGCGACGGCGACGCUGCCGCAGGCGAUGAGUCAUCGUCGGGCGUGCAGCGCGAAGGCAAACUGCGCCGUGUCUUCACGACACACGUGCGUCGGCGCAGCAAGAAGAAGUCAGGCGCCGCUGGCUUCAGCCUCAGCCGCAUGAUGAAGGAGCCGCUGCGUGUUGUGCAUUCCGUCCCACUUAGCUACUCCAACGGUUCAUCUUCGAAUGAUCUCAUUUCAAGAAGAGGAGUAUUCAGCAGACGUCAUUACGGGUCAGUGGAACUGCUGCCUCAGAAAGAAGCCAAUGGUCAAGAUGUCCACAGCAGAAGAUUUCGAGUUGAGAACGGUGAUUCUUUGGGAGAGAAGGAGGAGAUUUUUGGAUCGCCGAGUACACCAGUUCUUGAGAAUCCUGAAUAUCAAACACGAUGGUACUUUAAGUAUUUUCUUGGAAAAUUACACCAGAAUUAUGUGGGUGCAGAUGGUGAAAAGAGAAGUUUCUUCCUGUCAGUGGUGCUGGCAGAAGCUAAUAACCAGUGCGGCCCUCAGUACAGGGCUAUCCUAUGGAAAAAGACGGGUGCUCAGAAAAUAUCAUUGCCAUAUUCACCUAAUAAACCGAUGACAGUGAAACAAAUUCUAAGUAAUUUUCCCAACAUGGAGAAGCUUGAGAAAGGGCCAAAAGAAAUUUUCUCACCUGAUAUUCAGAAGGACCUAUUACUACUUGAAGAGCAGGAAGGGUCUGUGAAUUUCAAAUUUGGAGUGCUCUACACAAAGCCAGGACAACAUAGUGAUGAUGAGAUGCUCAGUAACGAAUUCGGCAGUCCAGAAUGGGAUCAGUUCAUCUCACUCCUUGGAGAUAAAAUAACAUUGAAAGGAUGGGAUAAAUACAGGGGUGGGUUAGACGUUAAAGGUGAUAUGACUGGGAAAAGUUCUGUAUAUACAAUUUAUGAGGGCCACGAGAUAAUGUUCCAUGUAUCAACACUCCUUCCAUACUCUAAAGAUAAUAGGCAACAGGUGGAACGAAAAAGGCACAUUGGGAAUGAUAUAGUGAAUAUAAUAUUUUUUGAUGGUGGACCUGCUCAAAUGUCUCAAUUCAAUCCAACAAGUAUCAAAUCGCAGUUUACACAUGUAUUCGCUGUUGUAUGUUAUUGUAGUGAAGAUAAUAGUUAUCGUCUAGUCGUUUAUUCAGAAGAAUCGGUGCCAUUAUUUGGACCAUCACUUCCAUGCCCUCCAGUCUUUCGAGUAGCUGAAGAAUUUAGAGAGUUUCUUAUAGUGAAGUUAAUAAAUGGCGAGAAAGCAGCGUUCAACACACCCACGUUCUCACAGAAAAGGGAACGAACUCUCGACAUGCUCAUCAAAGACUUGUAUUCCGAGCACAUGGGAGAGAUGAGCAGAGGAGUCGGUACAAUGCUGAACAGACGAGCAUUUAGCGACGUGCUGGCUGAGCCACCGCGCGGCUCGCGGCGCAAAGAGGAGGCACGCCAGGUGGAGUUUGUGCGCAUAGGUCAGGCGCUGAAGCUGGACACCAUCAUGAAGGGGGAUGCGCCCACCAGUCUGGCCACCACCGGACUCUUCAAGCGCGCGCCCUGGGAGCCUCACUGCUUCUAUCCCGACUUCGGCUAUGAGGUCACCUGUGGAGAUUCCUGGGGCGACUCAAAACUGGUCAUUGCCACCGAUUCUGGCGUCUUUGUUGUUGAAGAUGGAUCCUCACAUCGGCAAAUAUUCGACAAAACAAUAACAAUCAAACAGCUCAAUGUAGUCGAGGCUCAUGGAAUUCUACUUUUCCGUGCCGAUAAAGGUCGAGACAGCAAAAUUCAUGUGUUCAGACUGUCAGAUUUUGAGAGUGAAAGCAACAGUACACAGACAACAGAUAAUGUGAGAACGCGGAUGGAUUUGAAAGAGCACCGGCUUGAGAGAACGAGAGGCUGCGGAAUGUACGCUAUCAGCAGACCUGGAGGAUCUCAUCUCAGGAUGGUUGUGAGUUUGGGAAAGAAGCUACUUCUGAUGCAGUGGAGGCAUUCAGCCGCUUGGACAGCGUGGUGUCCGGCCUCCGAUACAGAUACUAUCGAUGGAUUUCAGUUUAUUCGGGAGAUCCAAGUGAGCGAGCAGCCGACACUGAUUACCCUGGUAGACUCGUCCCUGGCGGGCUCGGCGGGAGGCUCGUGUGACAACACAGUCUGCGUCGGAUAUCGCCAUCAAUUCGAUCUGAUAAACGAGCGCACCGCAGAAGUCAGUCAUCUAUUUUCGGUGCAAGACGGCACCAAGGCCCACCUCGUCGCUGCUGUUGAUCUCUAUGAAGACGAGGAACCUGAACUCUUGCUCUGCUAUAAUAAUACAUGCCAUUUUCAAAAAAUAUCUGAAACAAGACCAACAACGGAGUUUGAUUUUCGUUGGAACUUCAUUCCUUCUUCUAUUGUCUGUGCCUUUCCCUAUAUCCUCGCUUUCACAAAUGAUUCAAUGGAGAUCCGUCUCAUAAUCAAUGGAAAUCUAGUUCAAACGAUGGCCAUGCCUAAAUUAGCGUUGAUUACAUCGAAAAACGACAUUUUCUUUGCCACGACUGCUCCUGAGUUCUUCCCAAGUCGGACGGAACGGCUUCACGUUGACCAGCGAUCGGAGAGAGAUACCAGUCUAUCCCCUCCUUCCUCGCCUCAUUUGUCGCCAGAGGCAAGGCCGUUCCGUCUGUACCGAAUUCCGCUGCACGCUCUGAGUGGAAUGGUAGCGCCGUGCGACCGGAGGUGUCCGACCCCCUCCCCGGAGCCCCCCGAGUCCGGAGGUCCGAGGGAAGCCCAUGCUCCGCCCGUCGAGAGGUGCAACUCCAGCAAACUGACCCUGUUGGCAGAGCCAGCUGGUCCCGGUGCGUCCAGGGGCCUCAGUCGCAGUUGCUCGUCCUCACCUACUCCCCACAUCGCCAACUGAACACCUCCCCCCUCCCUUCCAACCUCGUGUCUUUCUUCACUCCAUAUUUGUCAGCCGAUUGUACAAAAGUCAAUCAAUUUUGAAAUUGCACGUAGAAAUUUGGAGAAUCUGUAUUAUUCUGUUGUGGGGGAAUAAAUUAUGUUUCAGUUAGACUGUAAAUUUAAAUGAGAACUACCUACCACAAGCGAAGUUCCACAGGAGACAGGGGAGACAUGCAUCCCCUCAAUAUUUUGGUCCAUGUAGGUGGAGUGAAAAUCAUAGAAACUUUGAAGGAAUUAUAUGAAGCAAGUUGAAACUAAGCUUAUAGCUACACUAUUAAAAAUUUGCUUGAAACUUGGUUUUGAGAAAAAAUUACAGAAUGCUAUUGAAAAAAAGUUAAUGAGUGGGCUACUACAACAUCAUUAAUGCAAAAAAUUACAUCAGUUGGAUUGGCUUUUGUGUAAUCGGUUGUCUAAUUUUUUAAAACUUCGAAUACGCUUCUACAGAUACGGACUAAACUGUGGCACUUAUUAAUAAGCCUUGUAAAAAAGAACUUUGACACAGAACUUUUCUAUUCUAACAAACUAGGACUUCCUAGAUCUUCUAGGAUUCAAAAACUAUUGUACCUUUUUUAAGAGAGAUGAUAUUCCUGACACUAAAUGCUUUUAAUUGUGAGUGGACUAAUUGCGUGUGGCAUUUUUGAUUAGACGUACAUAUUAGUUCACUAAUAAGUGCUAUUAUAGUUUCGUUUCCAACGAAUCAAAUGUAUAAUUUCUUUUUUCUACCAAAAUAUCAGUGAUCUUACAUUUAACUAUUUAUAAUGCAAGCUUUUAAAAUAUAUAUAACGAACUUGAAAUUUUAAUCGUUUUGAUUGUUCAAAAUAUCAAAUGAAUGUUAUUAUUGUCACGCUCAGCAAUCAUUUUGGCACAGUCUGUGUCAUUGUGUCAGAGAGCAUAGAUAUUGUAAAAAUUUAACGGAUACUGAAUAUUAAUGGAUAGAAUGGAUCAAUCGAUAAUAUUAUCAUGAGAAUAUUAGUGCCAAACAUAAUUCUUGCUCAGCGGAUGCCGGAUGGCAUUCUCUUUGGGUUGUGUGAUCAUUAGCCAUGGUAAAAGUAAAGUGCAUUCAAUAUUAAAUUUUAUGAAAAUUAUUUUCAAUCAAAGAUUAUCCUCCUAUGAUAGUCACUGAUUGAAUAGUAAAAGCGUUAAUUGAGAUUGAAAGAAUUAAUUCAAUCAAAUAAAGGUAACGAUACCGUAGUUGGAGAAGCAAAAAGCAUGGCUUUUCAAUAAUAGGCUACAUUAUAGACAAAAAAUAAUAUCAUUUGAAGGUUGGAAGCAUUAUCAUAAAUCCUUUUUCCUUCUGUAAGUAAGAUUAAAGCUACUCAAUUUUCAACUGAUAGGUUUUUACUCGUCUAUUUACAUUGUUGAAAUGCUAAAGUGCGUACAAACCUAACAUUAGUUGAUAAAAAGCAAAAUAAAUUCGUGUUUGUGGUGCAUAAGUCUGUAUACACGCCUUUAGAAUACUGAUGUGUUUCACGUACGAUGGUACGAUUAUCGAUGCAAAUACGAUAUGAAACUAUUUUUCAUUGUUAUGUUUGUACGAAAUGUUUGGGCCUAGGCACUAUAAUAUUCUGUCAGACAUAUUUUUUCAAAUGAAUAUUCUCACUUAUCUAUUAUCAUUUGAGUUGACUUGUUGGAAUUGUUCUGUCUAGGUACUAGAAAAAAGGAAAGAAUCCUCUUUUAUUGAAUUUGUUCAAUGAGAUAGAAACUCUUCAAAUUUUUAUUUUCAAAAUCUGUACGAUUGCUGUAUAUCUCGAUGAUUGUAAUCAAAUCAAUAAUAUAUAGAUCAUGAUACUAUAUCAUGUUGAUGUAUCUACCUGAUAACUGAUUGCAUUUUAUGUCAAUUGUGUAUUAUAAACUGUGAUAGAUCUAAGGUGAUUGCUUGAUGUCGUCUCAUCCUUUCUUAGAAUAAUAAUCUUAUUGUUAAAUCUCAGAAAAUUAACUUGAUUUGACUCUUCUUGAAAUACAUAUACUUUGAUACGGUGUAAUUUCACAGUGAAUGUAAUUUAAGUCUAAAAUUGUGUUAUUUGCUCUCCAAUUAUUUCACUGUAUAUUCACAGUGAGAUAAUCUAGUGUAUCGUGCAAUAAAUUAAAUUAGUGUUCUAAAUCUAAAUAGACGUUGAAUGUAACAUAUUGCAAAGCAUUGAAGCUUAUCUCUAAUCAUCCUCGUUUAUGCUUCCACAUUUAAUCAGUACCGUAUUUAAUUUGAUUGUAACUUCUUGUUGCUUGUUGAUUUGAUUUUUUUAUAGAAUUCAAAGAACAGAAAAAUGAUGUCACCUAACUCUCCUUCAUCAGAAUUACAUCAAAUUCCAUAAACAAUGGAUACAAAAUUCAUGUUUUCAUUUUCAUUCAUGUAAAUCAUACAAUCUUGGAAAAUAAUAUACUACGGUAGCCAAGUUCAAGUUAUAAAAAAAUCAAUAUCAUCAUGUAGCGAUUAACCUAGUUAUUCUACAUUAUUCUUCGCUAAUUCAUCCAUAAUUCAAAAACUUCUUACAUUAAACUAAAAACUAAAUCAAAUUUAGAACUAAAAUAAAUGAUUUGUGAUGCAGCAAAUUUGAUACAUCAGUCACACUUACAGGCCUAAUUGUGAUGAAUAGCCUUUGCACAAGAUUGCUUGUGUUGAGUAAAUGCAGUACAUUUUUAGAAAUUUAUUUCUUUGUUUUGAAUUGAAUUGAUUUUUUUUAUGCAUAAUCAUGUACAGGUACCGUACUUUAAGAGCAGCGUCAACAUAAUACAAACAAACAUAACAUGAAAAGCAUGGUAGUAGAAAACAGUUUUAAACCUCCUAUAGAAAUAGCCAAAAUUGAUAAACAAUCAAUAUCAUAACCACUCGAUUCACUCUCCCAUUGUAUGUACCGUACUUAUGGUUGAUAGUUUAUUUCAUUAUCGUUUAUUGCAAAUCAUUUUUUGGAAAACUCAUUGAUUGUUUUUGAAAGAAACAAACUUUGAACAUAUUUUCCCAUCACUCUCUCAGCAAAGCCCCAAUAGCCAAACAUUACAAAAUAGGCAGGUAGGUACCCUCUAUUGGAAAAUUGAUUGUUAUUGUUUUAAUAUUAGUGAAAUAAUAUUAAAAGAAUUCAUGAGAAAUGGUUGAAUGGAAAUUUUAAUGCGAUGUAAACAUUAUUUGAAUUGUGCUUAUAUCAUGGUUGAUGUGUUUGUAUUAUGAAUCUUUCAUGUUUAUAGCAUGUAAAAACUAUAUAAUUUAUAAUGAUUAUUCAAGAUAAUACUAUUAAAAAGUAUAUUUAUAUUGUUGACUGUUCAAAAACAAAGGGACCUAGCUAUAAAAUUUGUACAGAUUUAUCAAAAUAGUAAAUACGUAUAAUUAUUAUAUUGAUGGCCUACUCUUUUGAAUUUUCUAAACUAUUGUAAAAUAAAAUGCACAAAUUUCAAACUAAAAAGCAUGUUUAUCUCUACGAACCAAUAUAGUACUCAAUCAUAAUUUCAAAAGAGCGGUAAUUUUAUGAGUGUACCAUCUGAAUAUAUAUAAUAAUAUACUCUUAAAGAGAGUACUAUUUUAUGAUCUUAGAAUAUUUUAUGAUUGAGAUCAAUGCUGUACUUGAAUAUAAUAAUUCACUUGCUGGGUCGGAGCUUUAAUGACUAUACUAAUAUUAUCAAUGGAAAUAAAUUUAUUAUUAUAUGUAAUAGUAUUCGUAUAAUUGGAAAAUUAUAAAGUACUGUAAAAUAUUUAUCAUAUAAUGAGUACGGUAUACAUUAUUUGUAACUAUGAAACUCUAUCUUUGCCAAUAUAUAAAUAAUGUGAAACUCUAUUGUUGAUAAUAUUUCUCUACUCUAUGUUGAUCUGUCGAUUUUCUAUAUAAACGUGAGGUACCUAGAAACUAUAAAAAUGUUGUUGUUUGAGAAUUCCUGCACAAUUUUCUAUAAUAAUUCUGUUAUAAUGAAUCUCGUCUUGAUUGUCUCAAUUUACAUCCCCAUCAAUAUCUAGAUGUGUGGUAAUUUUAAUAUCCAAUAACAUAUAUUAUUAAUCAAUUUUGUUUGUAAUAUGUUCUUUUCUAUUUCUAUCACUGUAACAAUGUCAACUAUCACUCAAAUAUCAAUCAUUUUCAAGUUAGUUAUUGAUUCAUAUUUAAAUUCAGUUUUAACAAUAAUUAUUUGUAUUUCCUAUUUUAUUUAUUGACUCCAGCUGUCUAAUUUCAAAAGAAUGAACUAUUUCUGACUAAC
Nilaparvata lugens (brown planthopper) is the source of this 8055-nucleotide messenger RNA. RefSeq names its product GTPase-activating Rap/Ran-GAP domain-like protein 3. Gene Ontology annotation, molecular function: GTPase activator activity. The coding region runs from base 878 to 3841 and encodes 987 amino acids. Gene Ontology annotation, biological process: activation of GTPase activity; regulation of small GTPase mediated signal transduction. Lineage: Eukaryota; Metazoa; Arthropoda; Insecta; Hemiptera; Delphacidae. The transcript has 23 exons. The record is from RefSeq and is a predicted model, not a curated record. Gene Ontology annotation, cellular component: cytoplasm.